AUGGCACGCAAAUCGACUAAGCAGCCUACACCAGAGUCUGAGGACAGUUCGUCCAGCAGAUCGACUUCCCCCGAGCCCAUGGAGGGAGUGGAGGAAACGAAGCGCGAAGCGGAAGAGUCGUCGAGCUCGGGAUCAGAGGAAGAAGGAUCGGGAUCGAGUGGCUCCAGUGAAAGUGAGAGUGAGAGCUCAGAGGAGGACAAUGGAAAGAAAGACUCGAAGCCUGCCAAGAAGUCUUCUGUCGCUUUCCCCGCGCCAGCUUUCAAACCGCCAACCGGAUUCAAAUCUGUGAAGAAGCAGUCUGCUCCAUCGUCGAAUACCUCCUCUAUCCUCUCCAACCUCCGCGGCAAACAAGUUCUCCACAUCACGGCCCCCGCAUUUCUCCCCCUCUCGAAAGUCAAGGAGGUCUCGUUGGCCAAGGUUAUGCAGGGUGAACCAGUGCUGAAGCACAACGGUGUGAACUACGGCAUCCCCGCGGAAAAUCUGGGCCAAGCAGAUGGCGGCAAGAAGCUUCUUCUCUACGACUCAAAGACCCAAACCUACUACAAUGCCCCGGCCGGCGAUGUACAGAGCUACCAUGUGCAGGAGUUGAUCAGUCUCCCGGAAACACUUCGAAAUGAAGACAAACCACUGUCAGCAGAAGACUACGCCAAGCCCCCGAGGAAACAGCCCAAGCAUCUGAAGAUGCGCUUCCGACCUGUGGGAAGUGGACAGGGCCCAGUAGAGACACUUGGCUCUAGCUCGGAGGAAUCAGAAGCAGAGGAACCCACGUUCAAGGUCCCUAAAGGAUCCAGCAAGGAGAAAGACGAGCGGAAGCGGAAGCACCAGGAGGGAGACGGGAAUCAACCAGCUGCGCUGCCCCGGAAGAAGUCCAAGAAGCAAACAUCGUCCCAGGAGGAGGUGGAUGAAAAGAAGUCCAAGAAAUCGAGCAAAAGCCGGGAUGAGAAGAAACGAAAGAAGGCAGAAAAGGCCUGA
This is a messenger RNA of Aspergillus wentii DTO 134E9, 972 nucleotides long. RefSeq names its product DNA-directed RNA polymerase I subunit RPA34. The record is from RefSeq and is a predicted model, not a curated record. NCBI's taxonomy places the organism in Eukaryota, Fungi, Ascomycota, Eurotiomycetes, Eurotiales, Aspergillaceae. The transcript has 2 exons. Bases 1 to 972 code for a protein of 323 amino acids. Gene Ontology annotation, biological process: transcription by RNA polymerase I.